GUGGAUUUGUGCUGGAGGACAUCUGCAUGCAAAGGAAAAAAUAAAGGAGGAAGAAACAAGAAGGACUAAAUCAGAGCAACGAUGCGACUGGUCGAUGUUGCAGGGACGCGGUUCCGAAGGGCGGCAGAGGAGGAGGAGAGGGAGCCCCGACCGCCCCCACCCGCCACACACCACUCCAGUCACCAGUUUGCAAGCAUGAAAAACAAGUUCUUCAAUGAGCUCACACACCUGCCAAAUCAUAAGCUCAAGAUGCCCAUGUGGGCCGUGGGAGCCAUCGUGGUAGUGGUCCUUGCUCUUGUAGGCUGCCUGGGAUUCUGCAUCUACAAGAAGUGUUUCAAUAAGGGAUCGAAGCCCAAAAAGGUCCGUGAAAGGAAAGGUGGACGGGGACGCAGGAAGAAGGACAAAGAAGGAGAGGAUGGAGAAGAGAAGAAGGAAGAAGAAAAGGAGGAGGAGAAGGAAUUUUUUGGCAAACUGGAGUACACACUGGAUUAUAACUUUACUGAUAAUCAGCUCAUUGUGGGCAUCCUCCAAGCUCAGGACCUUCCAGCUAUGGACAUCGGUGGGACCUCUGACCCCUAUGUCAAAGUGUACAUGUUGCCAGACAAGAAAAAGAAAUUUGAGACAAAAAUCCAGCGCAAGAACCUCUGCCCUGUCUUCAAUGAGACUUUUACCUUUAAGAUACCAUAUAGUGAGCUGGGUGGUCAGACACUGGUGCUGCAAGUUUUUGACUUCGACCGUUUUGGUAAACAUGAUGUCAUCGGUGAAAUUAAGAUCCCCAUGAACUCUAUAGACCUUGCUCAACCAAUACAUGAAUGGAAGGAUCUGGUUGGAGGAGAAAAAGAAGAGCAAGAGAAGCUGGGUGAUAUCUGUAUUUCGCUGCGUUACGUCCCAACAGCUGGCAAGCUAACUGUUAACAUCAUGGAAGCCAAGAAUCUGAAAAAGAUGGACGUCGGAGGACUGUCAGAUCCUUUUGUGAAGGUGGUGUUGCAACACAAUGGAAAGCGACUCAAGAAGAAGAAGACAUCAGUCAAACAAAACACGUUGAAUCCUUAUUUCAAUGAAAGCUUUAGCUUUGAGAUUCCCUUCUCUCAGAUUCAGAAAGUACAGGUGCUGAUCACAGUGUAUGACUACGACAAACUGGGCAGCAAUGACCCCAUUGGCAAGUGCUGGAUCGGUUACGGUGCCUCUGGCGUUGGCCUUCGCCACUGGUCAGACAUGCUGGCCAAUCCCAGACGUCCAGUGGCCCAGUGGCAUACGCUGCUGCCUGAGGAGGAGGUGGAUGCUGCUCUCAAGGCCCCCAUCCGCUAA
Messenger RNA from Melanotaenia boesemani (Boeseman's rainbowfish), 1308 nucleotides. It is a transcript of the gene syt5a, whose product is annotated as synaptotagmin Va. The record is from RefSeq and is a predicted model, not a curated record. The transcript is spliced from 10 exons. Bases 82 to 1308 code for a protein of 408 amino acids. Gene Ontology annotation, molecular function: calcium ion binding; phosphatidylserine binding; calcium-dependent phospholipid binding. Gene Ontology annotation, cellular component: dense core granule; synaptic vesicle membrane; axon. Lineage: Eukaryota; Metazoa; Chordata; Actinopteri; Atheriniformes; Melanotaeniidae. Gene Ontology annotation, biological process: regulation of dopamine secretion; regulation of calcium ion-dependent exocytosis; synaptic vesicle endocytosis.